GCAGAUGUAGAUUAGGGGCCCCCGAUCAAGAUUUCUACGUACCGUCCUAGGUCCAUCUCCCCUCUACCACGCGGCCAAGGCCUUGCUAGUCUUCUAGACCCAGGUGCUCACCUACGUAGCUAUACACUACCUACUACUGCCCUCUUCGUUGCCCUCUCCGGCAGACCCACAUCUUCCCGGGGGAUCCUCACGAGACCGGACUUUUUUUCGUUUUCAUACACACGCUUACACUAUCUUCGCACGCCGGCCUCCCGCCAACAUGCCUUCGGUCGACCUCAAGCAGAUCAUCGAAACCAAGCCUCUCGGCUUCACCAUCAAGACCGGCAACGGCCGGUGGAGGUGUCAGAUCCACAGCGACAGAGCCGCAUACGAGCGCUCGCGAACCGUAGCGACCCCGGGCAUCUCCCGUUCCGAUUCGGGCCUAUCGACCUCGGUGGAAUCGACGAGCUCGACCGAGUCGCUGUCGAGUUCUAGUUCCUCUGCCAAGUCCUCCGUGUCCCAUUAAACGAUGACAGCAAAGCGGAGCCCUUAAUUAAGGAUUUCUCACCCCCUUUCCCUUCGCUCUCUCGUCGUCGUCGGGGAAAAUCAUCCGUCCUUACUGUUGCUUCAGCUCGCUGCAGCU
This is a messenger RNA of Durotheca rogersii, 622 nucleotides long. RefSeq lists its product as uncharacterized. Bases 260 to 505 code for a protein of 81 amino acids. The transcript is spliced from 3 exons. NCBI's taxonomy places the organism in Eukaryota, Fungi, Ascomycota, Sordariomycetes, Xylariales, Xylariaceae. The record is from RefSeq and is a predicted model, not a curated record.